CCAAAUUCCCGCCCUUGCAAAACGAAAUACUUCGAAAAAAAUUUGGGUGAAGUAACCACUCACGAGAACUAGGGUUUAUUUCUCUGCCCUUAACACAAAAAACCAACAUUUACCCCCAAAUCUCCCAUCAGUUUCAUCUUCAAUUGCCGCUCUCUCACCAGAAAACCCUAGAUUUCUCAAACGAAUUCUUCAAUGGCCGGCCAAUCCGAUCCCGAUCUCUCCAUUUUCUCAGCCCCAGAGGUAGAGUUCCUUGCAGAGGAUGAGAUGAUAGAAAUUGUUCCCAAUAUUAGAAUGGAAGCCCUAAACAUGAUCUGCGGGGAUUACGGUCCCUUUUUCCCGCAAAUUGCGACCAGGGUGCCGCUUUGGCUUGCUGUGGCUCUGAGGAAACGUGGCAAAUGCACGAUUAGAUCACCAGAGUGGAUGUCAGUGGAGAGGUUGACACAGGUAUUGGAAUCAGAAAGAGAAUCUCCUAGAGAAUUUCAGCCCUUGCCAUUUCACUAUAUUGAAAUCUCACGGCUUUUAUUUGACCAUGCCCAUGAUGAUAUUCAGAAUAUAUACAUGGUGCGGUCUUUAAUUGAGGACAUCAGGGAUGUUAGGUUCCAUAAGGUUGAAACUGGUUUGGAGACAAUAGCUGGUAGGACGCAUGCAGUCAAGCUGAAAAAUCUAUCUGCCAUGGAAGUGAAUAUAGUACGACCAUUUAUGGUGAGGGCCUUGCAGGCCUUCUAUAAGCACGACAGCCCGCAAGUGAUUCAGCAAUCAGAACCAAUGGGUACCAGACGACCUCAGGCAGUUGACCGCGGCCCACGACGAGAUCUGCGCCCCCGUUAAAAGUUUUAAGAGUUUCUCUUCGUGCUUCUACGAAAUUGCUGAUAAUAUUCCAACCCAGCUGAGAUUUUUCAUUUGGUAAAAUAAACAUUUAUGCGGAUUGUACAGGUACUGUUCUAUUCUUUAUUUCUUCUCUUGGCAAUCAAAUUGUACUCGAAAGCGUUGUUGUAGUACAGUGGUAGAGCCUUUUCGCAGCUUGGUAUAUUUCCAAAUUUCUUUUGCAAUAUUUCUAUCUUUUUUAAACACA
This is a messenger RNA of Asparagus officinalis (garden asparagus), 1072 nucleotides long. Its product is annotated as DNA replication complex GINS protein PSF2. Gene Ontology annotation, biological process: DNA replication; double-strand break repair via break-induced replication. Gene Ontology annotation, cellular component: nucleus; GINS complex. The coding region runs from base 193 to 828 and encodes 211 amino acids. The record is from RefSeq and is a predicted model, not a curated record. Lineage: Eukaryota; Viridiplantae; Streptophyta; Magnoliopsida; Asparagales; Asparagaceae. The transcript is spliced from 8 exons.